Tilletiopsis washingtonensis is the source of this 2057-nucleotide messenger RNA. RefSeq lists its product as hypothetical. Gene Ontology annotation, molecular function: RNA polymerase II general transcription initiation factor activity; transcription coactivator activity. Gene Ontology annotation, cellular component: SAGA complex; transcription factor TFIID complex; SLIK (SAGA-like) complex. The coding region runs from base 230 to 1585 and encodes 451 amino acids. NCBI's taxonomy places the organism in Eukaryota, Fungi, Basidiomycota, Exobasidiomycetes, Entylomatales. The record is from RefSeq and is a predicted model, not a curated record. The transcript is spliced from 3 exons. Gene Ontology annotation, biological process: transcription initiation at RNA polymerase II promoter; RNA polymerase II preinitiation complex assembly.
GCCGCCUACAUGCGCCACGCCAAGCGCAGCCAGCUCACCACUGCCGACGUGGACCGGGCGAUGCGCGAGAAGAAUGUCGAGGUGAGUGGCCGGCCUGCGGCGUGUGCGCGGCGCAGUCAAACGGAGCGCUCUAGAGCAGCGCAGGCGCCUUGCGCGUUGGAGCGCCGCAAGCUCCAUGAGGCAGACAUCGCGAUGCUUGCAUCCUCUAGGCUGUCGGCGCAUCACUGGCAUGCUCUCCGUCUCUUGUGUCUCACGCUGCUGCGCCACACAGCCCAUCUACGGCUUCCUCUCGCCGUCGCGCGGCCACUCCUCCACUUCUGCGCUUGCCUCGCCCUCCUUCCGGCGCGUGCAGACGCCCAGCGGGCCCAUGCACGUACUCAACGACGUUGAGAUCGAUCUCGAAACGCUACCGUCGCGCGUUGUGCCCGAGCGCGGCGCGGGGGUCGGGUGGGCCGCGCACUGGCUGGCCAUCGAGGGCGUGCAGCCGGCCAUCCCGCAGAACCCGGUGCGCCCCAGCGCCGGCAUGCGCCCUGGCGCCUUCGCCGCGCCCGCACCUGCGCAAUCGGCCGGCGCAGAGCAGGGCUCGGCCACAGGCAAGAGCGCCAGCGUCAAGCCGCUCAUCAAGCAUGUCCUGUCGCGCGAGCUGCAGCUCUACUUUGAGCGCAUCGUCUCCAGUCUCCUCGCUGCGCCGCUGCCGCCGGCGCCCGACACGGCAGCGGCCUCGACCUCUGCAGACGCGCAGUCUGCGCCUACCAACUCGGCCCGCGAGGCGGCGCUUGCGGCACUGAGAGGCGACGCCGGCCUGGCGCAGCUGUUGCCUUACCUCGUGCAGUGGGUGGGCGAGCAGACGACGGCACACCUCACCGAUGCGCAGGCACUGAGUGUUGUGCUGCGUGCGGCCGAGGCCCUGCUGCACAACUCGACGUUGGUCAUCGAGCCAUACCUGCAUCAACUCCUUCCUUCGCUUCUCUCCGUUCUACUUUCCUCGACACUGCCGGCGUCUCCGCUUCUGCGCACGCACGCCGCCGCGCUGCUGCGGCACAUUGUCGUGCAGCACUCCUCCUCCUAUCCGUCACUGCGGCCGCGGCUGCUGCGCACGCUGCGUGCCGCGCUGCAGGCGCGCUCGACGCCAGCGGGACAGAGCGCUGCGACGAAGACGGGAGCCGUGCUUGGCGUUCGCGGCCUGGGCAAGGAGGCGAUCAAGAAGGUGCUCGUGCAACAGGACACAAUGGAGGCACUAGGCCAGUGGUGCAGCGAGAAGGAAGAGGAGGCUGGGGAGGUCCAACGAGUCGUUUUGGAAGCGCUCUCCGACCUUGCACCCAGCUACUCCUCUCGCCGCAGACCCGCCAACGGCACCGCAUCCUCUGCGCUAUCGGCGCGUGUGGGCGACUUUUGGGCGGAGCAGUUGAUGCGCGCGGAUGCCGCGACCGCGCGGGAAGCGCUUCUUGCACUGCUGGCGGACGAGACAGAGGAGGCGCGCCACGUCGAGAGUACACACGAGCACCUCGAGACCGAAGGGCAACGCGGCGAGCGGCCACAGGAGCAGGAGGCGGAUGGAGACGACACGGAGAUGGCGCUACUAUAGGAAGCCAUGCUCAUUGAUGCAGUGAAGGCGAGUGAUGCGUGAUGAAGCGUAGCGUGAGGGCGAGGCUACGGACGGCGCCGAGACGGGUUGGAGGGCGCCGAGAGCUAGCCAAGGCGCAGCUCCGCGAGCUGCUGCUCGACGGAUGCUUCUUGUCCCAGCUCCGGCGACGGCGCGGCGCUACGCUCGGCCUCGCGCCCUGUGAGCGCCGAUCGCAGGCUCUUGGUGGCGCGGUUGACAGGCGGCGGCCGGCGCGGCGUGGCGAGCGGGGCGAUGAGUGCGGGUGCAGCACUACUGCUGCCUGGUGGCGGCGGCGGAGCACGGCGCCGCGACGACGGAUUCGGCGAGGCUGUGCCGGAGCCAUACGAUGGAGCGGGGCUGGCGCGACCAUCGAACUCGUCGUCCGCAGACGGCAGCAGCGCAUGCGCUACGGCAGCAUCCGAAGGGCUCUGCAGCAUUUCGCGCCGGCCGGCGC